Molecule: messenger RNA, 3245 nt
Organism: Penaeus chinensis
Lineage: Eukaryota; Metazoa; Arthropoda; Malacostraca; Decapoda; Penaeidae
Product: alpha,alpha-trehalose-phosphate synthase [UDP-forming]-like
Exons: 4
Coding region: 102-2630 (842 amino acids)
Biological process (GO): trehalose biosynthetic process
Cellular component (GO): cytosol; alpha,alpha-trehalose-phosphate synthase complex (UDP-forming)
Molecular function (GO): catalytic activity
Source: RefSeq, a predicted model, not a curated record
CCGAGGAGGCAGCAAACCUUCCGAAGUCGCCAACAGACUAACAGAACUUAGCACUCCAGUGUACACAGGUUACGACAGAGUAGACGAGUAUUAAAGACAAGAUGGUUAUAAACUCAACUUCACCGAUGGUCGUGGUGGCCAACAGACUCCCGUUCACAGUGCAGAAAAACCCAGUGACAGGGCAGAUGGAGAGGAAGCACUGUGCCGGCGGAUUAGUGACGGCCGUUGCCCCCGUUGUCGUGGAGACCAAGGGCUUGUGGGUGGGGUGGUCGGGCCAGCACCAGGAAGAUGGCGUUGUGGAGAUUCCCGAAGCCAAUCCCAAUGAUCAGUCACCUACAGCGGGGCUUAAGAGCUGGCAGGUGAAACCGAUGAUGUCGCAGAAAACUCUCUUUGACAAUUACUACAAUGGUUGCUGUAACGCUACCUUUUGGCCCCUCUUCCACUCUAUGCCAGACAGGGCGAUCUUCCAGCAAGAUAAAUGGGAGGCUUAUAGGGAAGUCAACGAACAGUUUGCAAAGCUGACAGUUGAGGCGGUACAGAGCUUAUCAAAAUCCAAUCCUGAGACCAUCCCACUUGUUUGGCUCCACGAUUACCACCUGAUGAUGGCCGCCAACAGCAUCCGCGAUAGGUGCGACAAGCUGGGCCUGCCCAUCAAGAUGGCGUUCUUCCUGCACAUCCCCUUCCCAUCGUGGGACAUCAUGCGGCUCUUCCCCUGGGACGACGAGCUCCUGCAGGGGAUCCUUGGCUGCGACUCCGUGGGCUUCCACGUGGAGGAUUACUGCCUCAACUUCAUCGACUGCUGCCAGAGGCGUCUGGGCUGCCGCGUGGACCGCGAGCAGAUGCUGGUGGAACACAACGGGCGCACGGUGUCGGUGCACCCUCUGCCCAUCAGCAUUCCCUACGACAGGUUCGUCAGCCUGGCAGAGAAGGCGCCUCAGGUGGUCAAGAACAACGAGCAGGAGCAGCUGUUGCUGGGCGUCGACAGGCUGGACUACACCAAGGGCCUCGUGCACAGAAUUCGUGCUUUCGAAACUCUGCUGCAGAAGCACCCUGAGCACAUUGAGCACGUCACAUUCCUCCAGGUUGCAGUGCCCUCCCGCACGGACGUCAAGGAAUACCAGGAACUCAAGGAGGAUCUCGACCAGUUGAUUGGCAGAAUAAACGGACGUUUCUCGACGCCCAACUGGUCGCCCAUUCGUUACAUCUACGGGUGUGUGUCUCAGGAGCAGCUGGCUGCUUUCUACCGAGACUCCUCGGUGGCUGUGGUAACUCCCCUGAGAGAUGGCAUGAACCUUGUGGCCAAAGAGUUUGUUGCGUGCCAGGUGAGCGAACCAGGUGUUCUUAUGCUAUCUCCAUUUGCUGGCGCUGGAACUUCAAUGCAUGAGGCACUGAUAGUGAACCCAUAUGAGACAGCAGAAUUUGCCGAAGUUAUGCACCGUGCCCUCACCAUGCCAAAGGAUGAGAGAGAGCUUCGAAUGCAGCAACUCCGUCAUCGUGAACGAGAACAUGACGUGAACUUCUGGCUUCAGUCCUUCCUCAAAUCGGUGGACUGUUUGGCAGAUAAUAAUCUUACACCUGGACGUCUCCUCCCAUUGAGGGAAGAAGACUUCAGCCAUUUCCUGGCCUCUUACGUCACAGAGUCCUCGCGAUUAGCUCUAAUUCUGGAUUAUGACGGCACCUUGGCACCCAUUGCACCUCAUCCGGACUUGGCUCAGAUGCCAGAGGAGACUCGCCGCGUUCUGGAGCGCUUGGCUCACAUGCCUGACGUUAAUGUGGCCAUCCUAUCAGGACGUUCAAUGCAAAACGUAAAAUCAAUGAUAGGAAUAGAGGGCAUUACUUAUGCCGGUUGCCAUGGCUUCGAAAUUCUUCAUCCAGAUGGAACUUUGUUCAUGCAUCCUAUACCUCAUGAAUAUGAGGUCCAGUUAGAACAGCUUAAGAAGCAGCUACAGGAGGAAGUAUGCAGAGACGGCGCAUGGCUGGAAGAAAAGGUAUCUGGGAUAACAUUCCACUACCGGGAGGUACCGGAGGACAAACAGCAAGCUAUUAUGUCACGGGCACAUGAAUUGUUCCUAGCAAACGGGGUUAAGGUCUACCAGUCUCCCAUGGCAUACGAGACACGACCCCCUGUUACGUGGGACAAUGGUCGGGCUGCCAUCUACCUUCUGCGCACGCUAUUUGGUCUCGACUGGUGUGACCGUGUUUCUACUAUCUUCGCAGGCGAUGACAUUUCAGACGAGGACGCCAUGCGAGCACUGCAAGGCAUGGCGGUCACCUUCAGGGUCACGACCUCCCCCAAUCUGCGCACGGCUGCCACCUAUCGUCUCCCCAACACAGACGCUGUCCUUACCAUGCUCAAGUGGGUAGAGAAGAGACUCAGUUCGCGGUUGCCUAUACCCAACGGCCUCCGAUCGCGAACAACGAGCUUUUCCAAUUCAAACAACCACUCCCCUCCUCAUGCCCCUUCUUCCCCGAGGCGAUCCAGGGCUAGUUCCAGCAGUCCGCCCCCAGAGCCGAACAAACAGGUGAUGGUCAUGCCCGACAAAGUGUACCAUCAGCUGAUUUCCAGAAAGAGUUCUCCUCCACGAAGCAGCGUGUCACCAGUGAGCUCUCCAUCUCGCUCUACAGUGUGAGCUUACUACCUACCCCUCAUAGGUCGGAGGAUGAAAGCCUCAAAUCAUGAGAGUUGAGACACUCGUAAACAGAAGCCACCUCAGACACGCAGCUUCGGUUAACUCUUCCAGAAGUGCGAGGACCACGGGCGUGAACGUCCUCUCUGGAGUACAAGGAGUAUAGGAGAAGUUUAUGCUUGACUCUAUCUACCUGCCAAGCACCCGGCUGCGGUUCCUGGCUUUUGUGCAGCUUUCAGAGGGAGUUCUAGUACAAAUAUAUAAAUAUUUUGAAUGAAGGGCAACUUAUGUCUUGUGAAUGAGUGAAUUGCAGUUAAUCCAGCAGUGAAGUGCUCACUUAUGGAACAUUGUGAAAGUGUUAGCGUAAGUAACAUCUGCUUUGUCUUCAUGCACUGGAAAAGGCAUAUCCAGUAUUAAUAGUUCACACUUUCAUUGCUUGUCAAUUAGCUUAAAAUGCUUCCGUUUCUCUUACCAUAUAUGCUGUUUUGUAGAGUGUUGGAUCGGAUCAUUUUAUUCCAUCUUUUGCAUUUGGUCCAGAAGAAAAUUUCCGCCAGUGCUGGAAAGUAAUGGACAAGUUUGAGAAAAAUAUAUAAAUUGAUUAAUAAAUAGAUAAAACAG